AUGCGACGAAGCCGACAGAAUCGAAUAUUUCUUCUUCUUCUAACUCUAUUAAUAUUCUAUAUAGCUUGGUAUGUAUUCAAUGCAAUUCGUCGACCUUCACGUGAACCGGGAGAAGAACAAGCCUAUUUACAUGCUGUUAGCGGAGCAUUACCGAUCAUACACAAUCCCAAAUUAUGUUCGAAAAAUAAAAUCGAUUUAAUACUCGUCAUUAUUUCAUCAGGUACACAUUUUCUCGAACGACAGGCCGUUCGAGAAACAUGGGGAUCCAUGACACACGCGUUCAAUAUACACUCUCAACGACUCUUUGUUGUUGGCUAUCAAGAGAGUAGUAAUCUUUAUAGUGAUCUUUUGAAUGAAGCUGAACAUGAAAAAGAUAUUCUCUAUUUAACUCAAGAUGAUAAUUCAAUGACAGUGAAAGAAUUACAUGCUUAUCGUUGGCUAGAUAAAUAUUGUCCGAAUGCGACAUUUACAUUCAAAACAGAAGAUGAUCUCUUUGUCAAUUCAAUUCUAUUGCAUGAACUCGUCAGUGAAUUGAAUCGUCAGCCAGAAGUUUCUCAAAAUCGUUCGCUAUACAAUAUUUCAUUGGAACCACUGUUUCAAGCACGUUCAAAUUCCGGUGUACAUACAUUUUUGUUCGGGUGGGCAUUCGAACCUGGCAAACCACAACGGAAUACUAGUAUGGGUCAAUAUUAUGUUAGUUACAAAGAAUAUUCCAAAGAAUUGUAUCCACGUUAUUGUUCCGGAUUUGGUUAUUUCAUGGAUUCGGAAACACGACGGUUAUUGGUUGAGCAAGGUUUUACAGAGCGACGUCCAUUUCGUUUUUCAGAUAUUUUUAUCACGGGAAUUCUGCCUGAACAAUUAAAUUUCGUUUGUGAUGUUCUGCCAUUUACCUACACUCAAGGAACCACAGAGCAAUGUAUUAACAAUAUUAAACGGAAUAAUCUAAAAGAUAUCAGAGUAUCAACGCCACCACUGCUCGUUUGUUCAACAGGCCGACAUAUAGCACAGAACACCUUUUCAGAUUAUUAUCGCAUUUGGACUGUUUUGAAGUAUGUUUAUGGUGAUCGAAUGCACGGUAACAAACAAAAUAAAGAAUAG
Molecule: messenger RNA, 1098 nt
Organism: Adineta ricciae
Lineage: Eukaryota; Metazoa; Rotifera; Eurotatoria; Adinetida; Adinetidae
Source: the annotation of a GenBank genome assembly